Molecule: messenger RNA, 1053 nt
Organism: Dentiscutata erythropus
Lineage: Eukaryota; Fungi; Glomeromycota; Glomeromycetes; Diversisporales; Gigasporaceae
Source: the annotation of a GenBank genome assembly
AAGAUCUAAAAAACGGAACAAGAUAUAAAGAUUUUUUAAAAAAUCUUAAUAAGUUUCCCACAUCCGUGCUCGAUUCAGUAUUGGGAUUAAAAACAAUUUCAAAAGAUUUGGAUGAGUUAGAAAAUCAAUUAAAGUAUAUCCCAGAAAAAAGAUUUUAUCCCAAGAACUUUUUAUUUUACGGUGAUUCACAUUCAGGAAAGACAACAAUAGUUGAGAAAUUAUCGUUAGCUUUGGUGAAUAAUCCAACAACAAUUGAAGAAAAAAAGAAUAAAAUAUGUCAAAAAGCUAAAGAUAUCGAGUAUCUUGAUGAGUACAAGAAUCACGAAUGUAUAGUAACUCAAGAGUUAAAAUUCAACACAUGGGAUCUUAAAGAUCUGUUAAAGGUAACUGAAGCAGAUCAAGUAACAAUCAAACAAAGAGCAAAAAAACCCAUCCAAGUAGUAUCAAAGUUUAAUCUGUUUACGGCUCAAGAUAGUUUUGAUGAUUUGUUUAGUUACAGAACUCGUAAUUUUAGCAGAGAUGCGGUGUAUAAUAUGGAAACAAAAGUUGCAUUACACCGUAGAUUUAUGGAAUCAGAAGGAUACAUGUUUAGAUUGAGUGGAAAAUACAAAAAAAAUGGACGUGUUAAAUUUACAAUCAAGAAAUUAGAUCCGUAUUCUUCCGGAAACAUUCAAGACUUUAUUGAAGGUAGAUUUGAUAUCAAAUUUACGGAGGAUACAACAUUAGAAGAGGCUAAAAAGUUUGUAUACGAUGAAGAUAUCGAUAACUUGUAUAUGAAAGAUGACGAUGUUUACUUGAAAAAACAAGUAAAUAUCAAUAAGAUUUUAGGUGGGAUCAUAACGGAUGUGAAUUAUGAUGAAUCAAGUUUCUGGGUUUAUAAUCGGUAUUGGAAUGGUGAUCUUCCUCCCAAUAUCAUUAUUCCAGAUAAUAUAGAAUCAUUGCAUAAGAAUUUACGUGAAAAAUUGCAUUGGGUUGAGAAAAAGCCCAUUAAUUUUAUUGAAAAUAAUUUAGAAUUGAUAGUACUUGAUCCACAAAUAGAAUCAAGCACUAAAC